GAUACAUACCGGAAGUCGUGUUGUUGUUGCGACCGAGCGGAACACAAACCGGGAGGGAAACAAGAUCUAUAUUUAUAUAUAAAACGCGUUGUUUUCACUUAUAAGCAGUUCUUUUAAACGUCUGUCUGAUGCGUAGUGGUCAGAGAUGAGUGUCACUUUGGAUAUAAGACUAAAAAGAGCGAACAAAGUUUAUCAUGAAGGGGAGGUGGUGGCGGGCGUCAUCCUGCUGGUGUGCAAAGAGCCGCUGCAGCACCACGGCGUCUCUCUGAACCUCGAGGGGCUCGUCAACCUGCAGCUGAGCUCCAAGAGCGUGGGGGUGUUCGAGGCUUUCUACAACUCUGUCAAGCCCAUCCAGCUGAUCAGCAGCAACAUCGAGGUGGCCAAGGCAGGAAAGAUCCCGGGAGGAAAGACGGAGAUCCCGUUUGAGUUCCCCCUGAACACCAAAGGAAACAAAGUUCUGUACGAGACGUACCACGGCGUCUUCGUCAACAUUCAGUACACGCUGCGCUGCGACAUGAAGCGCUCGCUGCUGGCCAAAGACCUGAGCCGAAGCUGUGAGUUCAUCGUUCACUCGCAGCCUCAGAAAGCUAAAGUUGUCCCGACGCCAGUGAACUUCACCAUCACUCCAGACACCCUGCAGAACUCCAGAGAGAGGAGUGCCUUGCCAAAGUUUCUGGUCAGAGGGAAGCUAGACGCCACCAACUGCGUGAUCAGCCAGCCGCUGACCGGAGAGCUGGGUGAGAACUCUGACGUCCCCAUAAAGAGCAUCGAGCUGCAGCUGGUGAGAGUGGAGACCUGCGGUUGUGCUGAAGGUUACGCCAGAGACGCCACGGAGAUCCAGAACAUCCAGAUCGCUGAAGGCGACGUGUGCCACGGCCUCCCCAUCCCGAUCUAUAUGGUGUUCCCCCUCUUCAUCUGCCCCACGCUGGAGACCACCAACUUCAAAGUCGAGUUUGAGGUGAACGUGGUGAUGGUGCUUCACGAUGAUCACCUGAUCACAGAGAACUUUCCCCUGAAGCUCUGCAGAGUCUGAAGUCUACACAGCUCCUCUAAUGAUGAUCACUAUCUGAUUUCCUGUCAUUAAUAUACAUGAAUGUGACCAAAAGUGUUAAAUAAAGAUUUUUCUCUAAUGUUGUA
Trematomus bernacchii (emerald rockcod) is the source of this 1137-nucleotide messenger RNA. RefSeq names its product VPS26 endosomal protein sorting factor C (gene vps26c). Gene Ontology annotation, biological process: intracellular protein transport. NCBI's taxonomy places the organism in Eukaryota, Metazoa, Chordata, Actinopteri, Perciformes, Nototheniidae. The record is from RefSeq and is a predicted model, not a curated record. Gene Ontology annotation, cellular component: endosome.